Strongylocentrotus purpuratus (purple sea urchin) is the source of this 1734-nucleotide messenger RNA. Its product is annotated as NEDD4 family-interacting protein 1. Gene Ontology annotation, molecular function: WW domain binding. The record is from RefSeq and is a predicted model, not a curated record. The transcript is spliced from 8 exons. Bases 128 to 757 code for a protein of 209 amino acids. Gene Ontology annotation, biological process: vacuolar transport; ubiquitin-dependent protein catabolic process; metal ion transport. Gene Ontology annotation, cellular component: Golgi apparatus; endoplasmic reticulum; perinuclear region of cytoplasm. NCBI's taxonomy places the organism in Eukaryota, Metazoa, Echinodermata, Echinoidea, Camarodonta, Strongylocentrotidae.
CCGAUCCGAUGUACCCAUAAUAUACACAAAGCAGAUGCCUCAUAGUCAUUGAGUGAGGACAGACGUUUGUUUACACUUUUGAGAACUCUCUUUUUGAGAGAACCAUUCUAAUUUCUGUAUAUCAAUCAUGGACAAUCCACCAUCAUAUGAUGAAAUCUGCAGGACAGAGCGUGAUAGCCGACCCCAGCAAGUGACCCUCACCCUAGUUUUACCAUCAGAGCCAGAGGAUCAGAACCAAGAAAAUGAACAAAGUAUGUCUGAUAAGGGCAAUGAGAGCACCACCACCACCCUUGAGCCCCCUCCCUAUGAAGUACUAGUACCUUCAGAACCACCUCCAAAGUAUGAAGAGAAUGAGAGUGAAUCCAAGCUCACCGACCAAGGUCUCCUUACGGACCAGGCAGCUGAAACUAAUUCAAGACUUGGUGCAGAUAUGAUCUUCACUCUCGCAUUUAUAAUCGCAUUCAUCUUCAACUGGAUUGGAUUCAUCUUUGCCUAUUGCCUUAGCAUGAGCAUGGCAGGACGUUAUGGCGCCCUCUCAGGCUUCGGAGCGUCCAUGGUCAAGUGGUCCAUCAUUGCAAUGAAUGCCGAGUGUUGUUCAGAAUAUUUGAAAAGUGCAGCUUGUCUUCUUGUUGCCCUGAUAUUGUGCGGAUUCUUGAUAUUUGUGAGAGGUAUCUACCUACAUAUCAAGUAUAAGGCUCAGAAUCCCAAUGGAGAGAAUGAGAACAAGCCCAUGUAUAUCGUCUACCAUCGGAUGUGAACACAACUACAGCAUUCAACACACAAUAUCAUCUGAUCCAUUUAAGAUGUCAGAGCAAAUCAUCAUCACAUCCAGACGCAAUGACAGUUUAACCAUCUCAUCAACAGAAGUCACAACUGGCCUUCAAACAACUCAUCAUGAAAAAUUAUAAUUCUAAAUGCUUCUUCAGAUACGAAGCAGUAAACUGUCAGUUUUUCUGUAACAUGUAAAUGAAUGGCAACUGCGUGCAACAAAGGACCUGUGCGUAUUUCCUUAUCUCUGUGUUAUAAGAUACAGAAAUAUAAACCGUAUUAAACUUUUGUCAUCACAAAAAAACUGCUGCAGAUUACCGCCUCGUAUCUGAACGAGGCUUUAGCCUCUUUGUAAGAACGUAUUAUUCACUUGGUGCACAUUUUUUUAUGUGUAGAAAAAAAUUGUUAUCAUGGACUUGACCAUAAUUAUAAGAGAUUUAUAUAACUUCAUUUUGUACACAAGAGAAAUCUUUUACGUAAUUCUGUCUUACUGUUCUAGGUUUUAGCUUUCUUUGUUGAUGGAGUUUGGAAAAUUGUAUGAGGUACCGUAUGCCCACACAAAGGCUAAAAUGCUGAAGGUACUAUUUAAUGUUUAGAUAUUCAUCUGUCUUCAAAUGUAGAGGGGAAAAACAUCCUUUGAAGCUAUAAGAAUAUGAUCAUGUUGUAUUAAGACAAAUAGGGGGAAUAAGGUUAAUUAUUAAUGGUGAGUCCAGGGUGGUCUUCAAACCAUUUAUGAAAUUUGCUGUCAAAGUGUUGAAUAAUAGCUUUUAGCUUGUGAAAGACUGUAUUAAAUUUCAAUUCACUAUGUUCAGCUGAGGGAAUAUUACAGUUAUGUCAACAACAUCUUUGAUUGUUUCAUGUUAAUUAGAUGCACUUGUGUAAACAUAUUUUUUGUUGAUCUAGUUGAAUGGGUAACCAAGAAUUGUUCAUGUAAAUUAUUGAUAUAAAAUUCUUCAUACUUCAUUA